CACCAAGCGAAACACCACAGAAGAAGAAUUCAACGACGCUCGGUCGUGUUUGAACUGUUUGAGCUGAACCACUGAUGGAAACGCGGCUGAUGGAAAAGUAGCCCAACGUUUGAAUUACUGUCAGCGGAGAAGGUAAGGAUCCAAGUGGACUGUACAAAGGGAAAAAAUAAAUAAACCUAAGGGUCCCACAUGUCUGCUCCAACACUGCAACAGCCCAGUUUCCUGCUGGCCAAUCUUAAGGCUGAUGCCACCACCAAACCUCUCCUCCAGAGAUGCCAAGAUCUGGUGAAGAUCAUCGAUGAAUAUCCUGCCAAGGAGCUACACUUGAUUUUCCCCUGGCUGGUGGAGAGUGUGUUUGGCAGUCUGGAUGGCAUCAUCGCCGGCUGGAACCUGCGACUCCUGCAUUCACGGAACAAUGAGUACAACAUUGUUAUGGAGUUUCUAAACCCCAGCGGGCCGAUGAUGAAGCUCGUGUAUAAACUUCAAGCGGAAGAGUACAAAUAUGAAAUACCUUUGAAUUAUCUCCCGGGUCCUGUGAAGGCCUGCAUCCAGGAGGGCGUCCUCCCAGACUGUCCGCUGUUCCACAACAAGCUGCAGUUCCCCCUGUCCGGUGUGACUCUGAACCUUGCUCUCAAUCCAUUUGAAUUCUUCAUGUUCAAUUUUGCCUACUGUCUCCUUACGCCAAAGAACUACCCCCAAGGCCAACAUGGAAGCUCCUCUGACAGCGCCUACUUUGUGCUGGUGGACACUUACCUCAAAUACUUCCUCCCCAGUGAAGGAAAUGUACCUCCUUCCCCUUUCUCUGACUCCAGAGGUUCUGUCACUGCGCCUUCGCCAAGAUCCUCCAGUGUUUCUUUUGCUGGUUACGGCGUUCACAGCCCCAGUCUCCUCAAGCAUCACAUAUUCCAUCAACCCUCAGUUAACGCAGAUCCUGCAGCCCAGGAAAUCUGGAGGUCCGAAACACUGUUACAGAUGUUUGUGGAGAUCUGGCUCCAUCACUACUCCUUGGACAUGUACCAGAAGCUGCAGUCUCCUCAGGUGAAGCUGGCGCUGCUGCAGUAUCGCCUCAGUAUGUCCAGCAUGCCGUGCCAACCCCACGCCCCACCAGGCUCUGGGACCCUCCACACCUACCAAGUACUUUUACCUUUUCACUCACCCCCGCCCCUCUGGGGCCUCCUGGAGGAGCCUUUCAGUCCGACGGAGGAGCACGUGCUGGUGGUGCGUCUCCUGGUGAAACAUCUGCAUGCCUUCUCCAGCAGCCUGAAGCCCGAGCAGCUGUCCUCCUCCCCCUCAGCCCACUCGCACACUCACACCAGCCCGCUGGAGGAGUUCAAGAGAGUGGUGGUGCAGCGUUUUGUGCAACAGAAACUGUACCUGUUUCUCCAGCACUGCUUCGGUCACUGGCCUCUAGACGCCUCUUUCAGAGCGGUGUUGGAGACUUGGCUGAGCUACAUCCAGCCGUGGAGAUACACCGGGGAGAAGACCAAUCAACAGCCAGACCCAAACAGAACAGUGCCUGACAAAUGGGAGUCCUUUGUUCACGAGAACCUGCUCAUGUACACGAAGCUCUUCCAGGUUUUUUUGAACAGAACCGUGAGGACAGAUCUGGUUAACGCCAAAAAUGCACUGAUGGUUUUCCGGGUGGCCAAAGUCUUUGCUCAGCCAAACCUCGCUGAGAUGAUACAGAAAGGGGAGCAGUUGUUUCUGGAGCCAGAGCACGUCCUCCAUCACCGCCAACCCCGCGGCUACCUGACGCCGAGCCAAGGAGGCAGCUUCCUGUCGUCACGACAACGGGUGAUGACAGAUAUGGUGUUCAGGGUGAAGAGCCACGUCUAUGCUUUGGAAGGCCAGGACUGCCAGUACAAACAGAUGUUCGGCACUGAGCUCAGAGGAGCAGUCAUGAAGUUAAUCCAGAUAAUUGCACAAGCCAGACAGACAGCCAAGAGGAUUUCGGAUCACUCCAAUGAGGUGGCGGCUAAUAGCUCGUUCCUGUCCUGGUUUGGGAUGGGCUCUCCUGAUCUCAACAACACCUUCUCUGGGGCCGAGCCAGAGGAGAGUGAGGAAUGUCUGAAGAAGACCCACGAAUUCCUGGAGAGAGCUUUGGAGAACCUGUGUCAAAUCUUCAAGCUGAACCAAGGGCAGCUGACGCAGCUUAUAUCCAACCUGGGUUCUUCUGAAGAUGACUGCAACGGCAAGCAGCUGCCAGACUGCAUCCAGGGAGAGAACGGACUUAUUCUAACCGACCUGGGCAGGAGGCAGAUCAUAAGUGGACUGCGCAGGUUUGACAUUCAGUACCAAGGAGACCCGGAGCUGCAGCCCAUUAGGAGCUACGAGAACGCCCUGCUGGUCAGGCUCUUCUACAGGAUCUCGUCUCUGGUUAACGAGAGGUUCGGAGGACACAUGAAUGCGCUCUGCUCACGUCCAGACUUCCUGGGCCGCCUGGGUCGUCACUACUUCACGGAUCCCAGUUCCACCACAACGCUAAAGCUGAGCCCGACAUCGCGGCCGACAUUAGAGAGGAAGCGGCAGCCGAGGCUGAGCCUGCGCCCGCUGGCCAGCUACAGGACGAUACUGCUGCUGCUGAUCUUCUACGUGUUUGGGGCCCUACUGUCGUUUGGCCCCAUAUCCAGCACUCUGCUCAUCCUCACAGGGGGAUUCCUGUACGGACUCUUGAUGACGCUGUUUGGAGACAAACUGAAAACACACUAGCCGAGAAACGGGGUUCCUACACAUGUCUUAAAAAAACACACAUAAUGAAUUUGAUCAGUUCCAGCUUUGAAUGUUUUGUUUUGAGUGGUUCCAAGUCUGAUGAUUAAUAUUGUAUGUUAUCGAUUUAGGGGCUGCAACUACUGAUUGUUUUUAUAAUUGAUUAAUCUUUUGAGCUUUAUAACAUCAGAAAACAGUUAAAAAAUGUCUUGAUUAGUAUAGUCCAAAGUGAUGUCUUGUUUUCUUCAACCAACAGUCGUUAAACUCUAAAAUAUAAAUUUUACUGUCAUGUAAACAUGAGAAAAAGCUGCAAGUUUUUCACACUUAAGACGCUUAAACAAGAAAAUUUUUUUGAUCUUUUACUUAAAAGAUUACUUAUCAAUUAUCAAAAUAGUUUCCAAUAAAGUUGUUGAUCAACUAAUUGAUUAAUCAAAGCCAGAGUUGAUGUUAGCAGUGAGGGGUAAGGCUGUUAUUCUUAUGAGUGCAAUGGUGCGCUGCAGUGUUUACUACAGUGUGAGUCGCUUUCUGAACAUCUUCAGAUAUCCAGGACUUUGUAAAGGGACAACAUUUUUAAAUGGGAUCUGUAGGAACCCUGUUGGCAGCAGACCAGCAGCUCUUUGUUUCUUGCUUUUGAUAUGACUGCAUGUGCACUGUUUUAAAAUGUAAUUCACGUAACCUUGUAAAUAAAUACAGAGCGUGGCUACUCUGUUAGUUAGGCAAUAUAUUUUUCAACAAGCAUCUGAAAACAGGUACAUUCAAAUUGCGUUGAUGGAAUAAACUAUUUUUCAGAGUGAAAACGAUGCCUUUAUGUUCAAAUGACUCAAUAAACCGUUUGCGCUUG
Micropterus salmoides (largemouth bass) is the source of this 3547-nucleotide messenger RNA. It is a transcript of the gene smpd4, whose product is annotated as sphingomyelin phosphodiesterase 4. The coding region runs from base 190 to 2709 and encodes 839 amino acids. Gene Ontology annotation, biological process: ceramide biosynthetic process; glycerophospholipid catabolic process; sphingomyelin catabolic process. The record is from RefSeq and is a predicted model, not a curated record. NCBI's taxonomy places the organism in Eukaryota, Metazoa, Chordata, Actinopteri, Centrarchiformes, Centrarchidae. Gene Ontology annotation, molecular function: sphingomyelin phosphodiesterase D activity. The transcript has 20 exons.